GCAUGCACCGGGCGAGGACGCUGGGGAGAGGAGGUGGUCGUUGCUAAUGGAUCGCUUUGUGAGGAAGGGCCGGGAUCUGAGCCUAGCGCUGCACCCAGCUAAGGUUUAUCGCCAGGUCACUCUCGAGUCUUUAAAGAGAGUUGUGGUGAUUGAAGAUAUUAAGAGAUGUAAGUCUAUUUUGGAACUGCCUAAUCAAACAAAGGAAAACUUAAUGGAAGCAUUAAAUGAAUUAAAGAAGAAAAUACCUUCACAAGAAGUAUUGCUGUCAACUAAAAUAGGGCACUCAGUAAACAAGAUGCGUAAAAAUUCGGACCCUGAAGUGGCCGAGCUUGCUCAAUCCAUUGACACAACGUGGAAAACUUUCAUGAAAGAAAACAGAAAUAAACAAUCCAUUGAGGUGCGAUGUGAUCCUAAAACAGAAUGUCUUAGGAGUAAUGCUCGAAAACUGUUAUCUGAAGCCUUGAAACUGAAGAAUGAUGACCCACUGAUUGAAAACAUAGAGCGAGAGAUUUUCCAUCAAUGUUCUCGUCUGAUCAACAUCAACUACCGACGGACAGUAAGAACUCUGGUCUUUAGCUUAAAACAGAAGCCUGAAGUCCAAGAACAAGUUAAAACCUACAGUCUGCCAGUGAAACAGCUUAUUGAAAACCACAAGAAAUGAUUCAUUGUGAGUUCUUGAAGUAUUAUGUAUAAACCUAUAAAUUGUGAAUUUCUUAAAUUUUGGCCUUUUUUAAUUUCAAUCAUAGGAAUUUGAAUAUGAUAAAUAUGCGAACUUUAUUAAUAAAUUCCUGGUAUUUGUACAAAUCUGUUGGAGAAUUCUUUUGGUUUGUUUGUGACUCACUGCCUAUAAUUUCAUGCUGACAAAGUUGCCAAUGAAUGCAAAGUUUGCUGUGCUAGAGUCUCCUGAGGGAAUCUUUUUGGGUCAGUGAAUAAUUGGUUGGGAAGAUGAUGAAAAUUGUUGCUUCAACAUAACUUAAAUGUAUUUUUAAAUUCUUUUAAGAUAAUUGGUGCGUUCGACUGAACCUGUUCUGUCACAUUAUUAAGAUCAGGUUCUUUACGAUACUGCAAAGGUAUAAUCAGACUACACACCUUCAGAAUCAUAAGUUGACUUCAGUUUUUGAUCAUUAGAUUUAUUUAUUCAUGGAGCAAGGUUAUUGCUGACUCUAUCAGCAUUUAUUGCCCAUCCCUAAUUGCCAUAAAAUAGUGGUGAGCUGCCUUCUUGAACUGUGGACAUCCUUGGGUUGCACUCUGUUGUUAAGAUGUUCCAGGAUUUUGACCCAGCAAUAGGGAAGGAACAGCUCUGGUAAAAACAUGGAAUUGGCAUGGAACACCUGGGUUAAGGAAAGAAACAUUAUCAAAGCUUUAGCUGGCAUAUUCUUAAAUGCUAACUGAGAAGUGCAUAUUUAUCCAAUAUUUAAUCAGGACAAGAUUAGACUGAGCUGCAAAACCCUUCACACUAAUUCACAAAAAGCUGAUUACUAUCUGAAGCACCACAUCUGCGCAUUCUCGAGGAAAAGGUCAUUGGUUCCAAAAAGCGUAUCAUGUUUUCAUAGCAUUAUCCCAUCCACCAUACUUGCCGUACUCUUCAGUCCAUUUUUUUCCAAAACCUAUGUACAAUAACUAAUUCUUGAACCAGUUACAUCUGGUGAUGCUGCACUCUAGUUGUUGCCCGUUCCUAGUUGCUCUGAAGAAGUGGGUUUGGACUUUGCUAGGUUCUUGCAAUGGUGCUCCCUCAACAGUACUGCCUAGAGAAAUCCAGGUCUUUGAUCUAGCAACAAAGAUGCAGUGGUGGUUAUAUAUUCAAAUCAGAAUGGCAGGGAACUUGAAGGCAACAUUUCCAACAUUGCUAGAAUGUAUUUUACCUUUUUAAAUACUAUUGCUGCAAUAAUACUUUUUUGAGUUUGUCUAAAUACUGGAAAUGAAAAUUUUUUUUGUUACCUAGUGAUGGUUUACAAUGAAUUAUCAACUAGGAGCUGACUUGAAACAAAUUACAAUCAUACAGUCAAAAAGAGAAAACACGUUUAUCUUUUAUUCUGGGUAAUUAUUUUUACCAAUCACACUUCCCUCUACAAAAUCCAUAGCUCUGGCUAACUUUCUGUACCUAAUUGUAGCCGUAGCUCAGACAAGCUUAUUUAUUUCAAACUGUAGUCCUUGUUGAUCUUGUAGCAUAGCAGGGAGUGAAGCGUGUAUCUAAGAAUCUAUUAUAGAAACUGCUUUCAGCAUUAUGACCUGACUACCAAUUGCUCUAACAUGCUGUAUAGUUGUCAUGGUGACAGAAUAUGGAGAGAAUAAAGGUCACUUAAAAGAUAAAUUUCUAUUUUGCUUGUUUUAAUUAGUGACAGAAAUUAUUUUUUUAAAAAAGGAACACUAAAAAUAUGCAUUAAGAUUGUAUUGCAUUUUGAAUUAUUUUGGGACCUCCCUGUUUCUAAUUUUACAAUCAAAAAGAAGAGAUAUGAAGGAAAAUGCAAUGAAAUCUUCACUGAAAGACAGUAAAAGAGAAAGCCUGUGAACAGUAUUUGUGAUUGGACUCUGCAUAGCUUACUGCAGAAAUGUGUGUUUUUAGUAAAUCACCACUAUAGUUUAGGAUAAUUGGUCGGUGCGGACAAGUUGGACUGAAGGGUCUGUUUUCAUGCUGUAAAACUCUAUGACUCUCUCAUUGUGUAUCACAAAUAUUUAGUGGCUAAAAUUGAAGCUAAAAUUAUUUUUAAAAAUAUAUUCUAUGGUAAAUUGUAACGAUUGAAUACAAUCAUGUGAACGAGGUGAAAUGAAAAUUUGCAAUUAUUUUGCAAGUAAUGUAACAUUUGGCCAUUGUCCAUAUAAAUAUUAUUUUGUAAGUUCUGCUUCAUUUAACAGUAUAUUAGCUCUU
Messenger RNA from Stegostoma tigrinum, 2866 nucleotides. RefSeq names its product transcription elongation factor A (SII) N-terminal and central domain containing 2 (gene tceanc2). NCBI's taxonomy places the organism in Eukaryota, Metazoa, Chordata, Chondrichthyes, Orectolobiformes, Stegostomatidae. Bases 47 to 661 code for a protein of 204 amino acids. The record is from RefSeq and is a predicted model, not a curated record. Gene Ontology annotation, biological process: DNA-templated transcription. Gene Ontology annotation, cellular component: nucleus. The transcript has 4 exons.